AUGUCGCCCGGCCAGCCCCGCCGCCGUGGCCCGGUGAGCCCGAGGCGGGCCCGCCCGACCCAUCGCCGCCCGCGCCUCCCGCGGCUCGGCCCCGCCACCCGCUCCCGCGAGCACCGCCUCCGCCGACCGCCCCGCGCCGCCCGCGCCUUCGCUGUCGCACCGCCACCGUCGCCGCCUCACCGCGCCCGCGCCACGUGCCUGCUCCAUCGCCGCCUUCGCACGCCGUCUCUGCCGGCUCCGGCCGUCGACCCAAGCCUCCCUCGUCGGCAUCCUUCCUCCGGCCUCCUCCACGCCCAACUCUGGCAAGUGCUGAGGAUACCAGUGCAGGUUGGUUUUAUCAUUGGAAAAGCUGGAGAAACUGUAAAGUAUCUCCAAGCUCAGUCAGGGGCAAAGAUCCAAGUAACAGGGGACAUGGAUGUUCAACCCGGCUCACAGACAAGAUCAGUCGAUCUUUCGGGCACUCCUGACCAGAUAAACAGAGCUGAGGAGUUGAUAAUUGGUGUUCUUGCAGAGGCUGAUGCUAGAUCAUCUGGCACUAUCUCUAAUCGGAAGUACAACGCAGCUCAACCUGGUGCUGAGCAAUUCCAAAUGCAAAUUUCUAACAAUAAGGUCAUUCCUUUGCAUUUGCCUCCUGGUGAUACUUCAACUGAAAGAACAUUGUAUAUUGAUGGUACUGCACAGCAAAUUGAAAUAGCAAAGUAG
This is a messenger RNA of Triticum aestivum (bread wheat), 702 nucleotides long. Its product is annotated as far upstream element-binding protein 3-like. NCBI's taxonomy places the organism in Eukaryota, Viridiplantae, Streptophyta, Magnoliopsida, Poales, Poaceae. The record is from RefSeq and is a predicted model, not a curated record. The transcript is spliced from 5 exons. Gene Ontology annotation, molecular function: RNA binding. The coding region runs from base 1 to 702 and encodes 233 amino acids.